AUGAGCUUCAGAGGAUGCGAGUGUGUAGCGCCAUUUGUAGUCCGAGGUGAUGUGGUCCUGUGUGUCGGACUGCAAAUCGUGAGCUUCAUGUUCUGCUAGCUCGCUGAUUGGGAGCUAUGGCGUGCAAUCACCAUUCAUCGGCAAGCCUGUCUAUGAUGCAUCAACCACCUAAGUGUUUCCCCAGUCCAACUUACAGCUUUAUUGACUAUCUCGCCAAAGUUUUCGGUCGAAGAGAUGAUUCCACUGAUGCUGACAUUCGCUCCCCCGCGUGGUCUCCUGGCUUUCCUGACGACAUGAUCUUGAUCCGACCCUCCUCAGUCGAUGACGCUUACUCGCACAGCCCGCCCUUCUAG
Ceraceosorus bombacis is the source of this 353-nucleotide messenger RNA. The record is from the annotation of a GenBank genome assembly. Lineage: Eukaryota; Fungi; Basidiomycota; Exobasidiomycetes; Ceraceosorales; Ceraceosoraceae.